Messenger RNA from Zophobas morio, 2222 nucleotides. RefSeq lists its product as uncharacterized. Lineage: Eukaryota; Metazoa; Arthropoda; Insecta; Coleoptera; Tenebrionidae. The transcript has 13 exons. Bases 1045 to 2079 code for a protein of 344 amino acids. The record is from RefSeq and is a predicted model, not a curated record. Gene Ontology annotation, molecular function: structural constituent of nuclear pore. Gene Ontology annotation, cellular component: nuclear pore central transport channel; nuclear pore. Gene Ontology annotation, biological process: protein localization to nuclear inner membrane; NLS-bearing protein import into nucleus; nuclear pore organization.
UUUAAUAAUAUUUUUAAAUACAUCAAAAAAUUAUAAUAGAAAUAUUUGUUACUUUGAUAACGCCUAUAGAAACAACUUUAAUACAAAGCCUUUGCAAGUUGAACAAUAUAACUUGAGAAAAAGUAAAUGUUCGCUGGCAACUCCACUCCUAGUUCAGCCACAGGUUUUUCUCUUCAAGGGGGUUCUUCCUUUAAGGCCCCCGCAACAACUCCUUAUCAGUCUAACGGUUAUCACUCUCUUAACUGGCCAUGCGGGGGGUACUUCUUUUGGAAUAACUAGUUCUACUGCGAAUCCCAGUGCUACCGGUUCUUUCUUUGGCGGGUCGUCAGCCACUUCGGGUCAGACUUUUGGCUCUUCUGGGUCCUCUUCGAUUUUUGGAAACGGAACAAACACUGUCGGCUCUUCUUUUAGCGGGCUGGGAAGUAAUGCGGCUUUCGGCUCCACAAACACAGGCCCUUCUUCCGAAGGGACAACCUCAGCCCCCGUGGGUUCUACUUUUGGUGCUGCUGGGACUACCUCAGGAUUCGCCUCUACCUCUUCUGGAUCUUCUUUUGGUGGAACUGGAAGUAAUGUAGCAUUCAGUUCGGUUCCAAAAGGAUCUUCCUCAAUCAGUAUAUCCGGACCUACUCUAGCCGGGACGGGAGCAAAAUCUACAUUUGAUUCGGGGUCGUCUUUCGGUGGUACCGGAGCUUCGACUGGAUCUUUUGGCGGGACUGGGUUUGGUUCAAGUUCAACGGGGUCUGCUGCUGGCGGAACCGGAAUGAACUCUGCUUUUGGUUCCGGAACAAACACAACUGCUUUAGGCACAAACUUUACGGGAUCCGCUUUUAGUGGGGCUGGAACUAAACCAAUGAACACUAUCUCGGCAACGUCGGGAUCAUUUGGUGUACCUCAGCAUCCGGAGGGGCUGGGUCGGCUCCAGCGUUUAGCUUGGCUCCCACUGGGGCCCUGUCAACAUCCAAUUUAACAAGUACGGGCUUCGCUCUGGGCGGCACGGCGCCAACUUCUUCUUUUGGACAAUCUUCGGCGAAUCCCGCUCUCGGCAUGUCCUUUACGACCACCACUCCCGGGGCGGGGUCCACUGCGGGGACUUCAUUUGGUUGGAGCGGGGCAUCCACGGGGGGCACGAGCGCUCAGGUAGGCCUAACUCCCACGACUGCUGGUAGUUUUAUGAGUGCUGGUUUUGGAACAAAUCCGUUUGGCUCCUCUAACGCUGCUCUUCAAAGUGCCGUGAGAGGGCAGCCACCUAAUAGCUCCUUAACUCUUCAGGGUUUAGACUCUGUAGAGGUCGACAUCCUCUACAGAAUACAAGAACUAGAGGGUGUUUAUAAUCCGGCUUCACCAGACUACAAAUUUAAGUUUUUUUUUUAUCGCAAGGUAAACGAACCGAGCCACGUUAACUUCGCAUUACAAGAAGGCCGUUCUUUGCAAGAUUUGAUUGGCAUUCCACCCGAAAUACUUCAGAACAACGAUACUGAAGCACAACAGUUAUGGGCUUUAGCGUGCGCGGAUAAUCCAGACAAGAAGAUUUUUAUUCCUGACUUUGUGAAGGGAACUGAAGCUGGACUUCUGAAAAGGCUCAAACAACACGCACAGCACACACAGUUCUUUCAAGCUGCUAUCGCCCGGCUUCAGGCACAACUCGAAACCCUCCGGAAUAGCUUAAAAGCUACUACAGCAUCAUUGCUCGCACAGUGCAAGCGCGAUGUGGUGUCCAAAGCGCAGAGAACCCUCGAAAUCUUCUGUACUCUCGAGUUUUAUAACCAAACUUUUCGGCAUCCUGCCGGGUUAACCCGCAAAGAAGAAGAAAUUCUCUUCAAAUUGGAGGAUAUACAUAAAAAGUUGGUUUCUCCUCCCACUCAGUAUCAAGGUCAGCUAAAUGAACUAAAAACAAUAUAUCGGAUAGAAACCCCUGUGCGGCCUGUGGAGCUUGAUUUUAAUAGUAUAGGAAAAAUAUAUCAGUUUUUAGAACAGCAACAACUCGGACUUAAUCAUUUAUGCGCUAUUAUUAAAGAAGAUUUUCAAAAGAUAAACACGAUGAGAAAUUAUCUUAAGGAUUCCACACUUAAAAAGCGAUAAUUCAUAAUAAAUUCGAAAUGAGCGCGGGGUACAGAAAAGAACUUAUUAAAUAUUUUGAUAUUGACUUAAAGCGACCACUAUUAGUAAGUACAAACGGUUAAGAGUAUAACAGCAUUUAUAAGAAAGCUUUAAACAAUCUGUAU